Amphibalanus amphitrite is the source of this 991-nucleotide messenger RNA. Its product is annotated as V-type proton ATPase subunit G-like. Gene Ontology annotation, molecular function: proton-transporting ATPase activity, rotational mechanism. The transcript has 6 exons. Lineage: Eukaryota; Metazoa; Arthropoda; Thecostraca; Balanomorpha; Balanidae. Gene Ontology annotation, biological process: proton transmembrane transport. Gene Ontology annotation, cellular component: vacuolar proton-transporting V-type ATPase complex. The record is from RefSeq and is a predicted model, not a curated record. The coding region runs from base 141 to 506 and encodes 121 amino acids.
UAAGCUAGGUGGGCACGAAUUUUGUGAAUGCCACUUGACCUCUGGAUCCUAAGAUAUUUGUCAGUAGCAGAACCAUAGAUAUAAAGACACAGAACACUUCAGUUAUCAGCGUCUGUCUCUUAGGUAUAUUCAAAGUGAAAAUGGCUCAGAAUAAUCAGGGAAUUCAGCACCUUCUCCAGGCAGAGAAGAAAGCAUCUGAGAAGGUUGCAGAGGCAAGGAAAAGGAAGCAGCGCCGCCUGAAACAAGCCAAGGAGGAGGCACAGGCUGAAAUUGAGCGCAUCCACAAGGAAAAGGAUGCUAACUUCAGGGCCGUAGAAUCGGCGACCCUGGGAGACAAGGAUAAGAUGGCAGCUCAGAUUGACCUGGAGACCAGGAGGAAACUCCACGAGAUGGACAUCCUCGUUGGAAACAACAAGGAAGGGGUGGUGCAGCAGCUGCUGUCAUUGGUGUACAACAUCAAGCCGGAGAUGCACCCAAACGCCCGCCCCGAGAAACUGGGCGCCUAGAGGUCGGGGCGGCUGACCAGGCGCCGUCGCCGCCGGCGGCAGCCGCGCAGCCCGCUGCGGCCGAGCGCCGGCCACAGUCGGCCGGCCCGGCCCGGCUGACGGGCGCUCCCGCUCCGCUCCACCCCCCGCUGGCCAGGGCCGGCCGACACUGCCGUCUCAGCGAGGUCUGCGCGCGACUCUAUGCUUAGAUCUGUUCUCUAUCGAUCUGCAGCGCUCGCACGCUGGAUCUGCUCUCGAAACUUUGAAUCUUUGGCUUGGAUCUGUCGUCUGGUAGCAGAGCAGAGUUUCGAGUGUGUGAUGUGGUUCUACAACAUUCCCCUCAUGGCUCUGCUGCCAUAGUCUGUCGGUGCUGUAGUUUAUGUAUACUUGUGGUCAAUUAGUGCGAACUUGUGUUCCGGCUAGUCGCGCCCAUGAUAAUCUCGAAAAUAUAUGUACGGAAUAUGCUGAGCAGAAUAUGUUAAUAAAGUAUAUCAGGCAACACGAAA